GCUCUCGCGGCAGUUCAGACCUCGUGCUCGUCCCCCUCGCCUGUCUGUGUGUGGUAUCCGCAGGUCCGGGGCACUUUUUUUUGGUGUGUGUGUGUGUGUGUGUUGGGUGUGUGUGUGUUGGGGGUUUGUCGGGGCGCGGAGACCAGAGCCGGGCCGAGGGGAAGGAAGGAAGGAAGCCGCAGAGCUCCCCGGUCUCGGGCUGGCGUCUCCACUCCAGCGCUCUCCUGCCUGCGCGCUCCGAGGCGGCAGCGGCAGUGGCGCCGAGCGCUCCUCGCAGGGGACCCGGCGCUCGAGCUGGGAGCAGCGAGGACCCCUUUGCGGAGGCUUCCCGUGUCCGCUGGAGUUAGUAUGCCAGGGCGGUUGAUUUGCACCUACUGAGCCCGGAGUUCCUCCCUGGUCCUGGGAAGGUCUUGCGGCGGCGGCGGCGGCAGUAGCAAACGGAACAGCAGGCUCUCCUCUCCGAGGGGGGGCGUCGAAGCGCCCGCGCAGGGCUCCCGCCCUCACCCUCCGGCGCUCCUGCGGCCCCGAGCCGCCACCUCGGUGCCUGACUCCUUCCUCUUCUCGCCGCGAGCCCCGGGCCCGGCCGCCUCUGGGAUCGGACCCGCGCGCCCCGGAUGCUUGGGGCUGCCCCGGCGCGCCCCCCUUCCGGCGAGACGCGCUGAGUGAUUCGGAGGGGACCCGUGCUCGCCCCUGGAGGGGCCCCCGGCCUCGGGACCCCGCGCCGGACCCGCCGGGGAGCCGACGAUGUCCGCGCAGCCCAGUGCUCUGACGCUCUCGACGCAGCCCGGGGAAGGCUGCCGGCCGCGGCCCGCCGAGCCCUAGGCGCCCAAAGCCCGCGCCCGCCGCCCGGCCUCGGCGUCCGCCGACGACUUUGCUGCCUGCUCCGCGGCUCUUUGUCUCCACUUCGGGCAGGCUCCCGACUCUGGGAUUUCGCUGUGAGAGCGGGCUGGGGGGGCCGGGGGCGAGCUCUCGGCUUCCCGGCCGCCCCCCUCUCGGGCUCUGCUCCCCCCUCCCCCGCACCUCCCCAGCCCGGGCUCUCGGCGCUUCCACGCUCUCGGAAUCACGACCCCUCCCUGCCAUGUAUCCGCAAGGCAGACAUCCGGCUCCGCAUCAACCCGGGCAGCCGGGAUUUAAAUUCACGGUGGCUGAGUCUUGUGACAGGAUCAAAGACGAAUUCCAGUUUCUGCAAGCUCAAUAUCACAGCCUCAAAGUGGAGUACGACAAGCUGGCGAACGAGAAGACGGAGAUGCAGCGCCAUUAUGUGAUGUACUAUGAGAUGUCCUAUGGCUUGAACAUUGAAAUGCACAAACAGACAGAGAUUGCGAAGAGACUGAAUACAAUUUUAGCACAGAUCAUGCCUUUCCUGUCACAAGAGCACCAGCAGCAGGUGGCGCAGGCUGUGGAACGCGCCAAGCAGGUCACCAUGACGGAGCUGAACGCCAUCAUCGGGCUGUGCUCACCACCAACUUCAUUGCAGCAGCAGCAGCUCCAGGCGCAGCACCUCUCCCAUGCCACACACGGCCCCCCGGUCCAGUUGCCGCCCCACCCAUCGGGCCUCCAACCUCCAGGGAUCCCCCCGGUGACAGGGAGCAGCUCCGGGCUCCUGGCGCUUGGCGCCCUGGGCAGCCAGGCUCACCUGACAGUGAAGGAUGAGAAGAACCAUCAUGAACUUGACCACAGAGAGAGAGAAUCCAGCACGAAUAACUCAGUGUCACCCUCAGAAAGCCUCCGGGCCAGCGAGAAGCACCGGGGCUCUGCAGACUACAGCAUGGAAGCCAAGAAGCGGAAAGCGGAAGAGAAGGACAGCCUGAGCCGCUAUGACAGUGAUGGGGACAAGAGUGACGAUCUGGUGGUGGAUGUUUCCAAUGAGGACCCAGCGACACCUCGGGUCAGCCCUGCACACUCCCCUCCUGAAAAUGGGCUGGACAAGGCCCGUGGCCUGAAAAAAGACGCCCCCACCAGCCCUGCCUCAGUGGCCUCCUCCAGCAGCACACCUUCUUCCAAGACCAAAGACCUUGGUCAUAAUGACAAAUCCUCCACCCCUGGGCUCAAGUCCAACACACCAACUCCAAGGAAUGAUGCCCCGACUCCAGGCACCAGCACGACCCCAGGGCUCCGGUCAAUGCCAGGCAAGCCUCCAGGCAUGGACCCGAUAGGUAUAAUGGCCUCGGCCCUGCGUACGCCCAUCUCCAUCACCAGCUCCUAUGCAGCGCCCUUUGCCAUGAUGAGCCACCAUGAGAUGAACGGCUCCCUCACCAGCCCCAGCGCCUACGCCGGCCUCCACAACAUCCCGCCCCAGAUGAGCGCGGCGGCCGCCGCCGCAGCUGCCGCCUAUGGCCGAUCGCCAAUGGUGAGCUUUGGAGCUGUUGGUUUUGACCCUCACCCCCCCAUGCGGACCACAGGCCUGCCCUCAAGCCUGGCCUCCAUUCCUGGAGGAAAACCAGCAUACUCUUUCCAUGUGAGCGCUGAUGGACAGAUGCAGCCGGUGCCCUUCCCCCAUGACGCCCUGGCAGGCCCUGGCAUCCCGAGGCAUGCCCGGCAGAUCAACACACUCAGCCAUGGGGAGGUGGUGUGUGCUGUGACCAUCAGCAACCCCACACGGCACGUCUACACUGGGGGCAAGGGCUGUGUGAAGAUCUGGGACAUCAGCCAGCCGGGCAGCAAGAGCCCCAUCUCCCAGCUGGACUGCCUGAACAGGGACAACUAUAUCCGCUCCUGCAAGCUGCUCCCUGAUGGGCGCACGCUCAUUGUGGGCGGUGAGGCCAGCACGCUUACCAUCUGGGACCUGGCUUCACCCACGCCCCGCAUCAAGGCCGAGCUGACGUCCUCAGCUCCCGCCUGUUAUGCCCUGGCCAUCAGCCCUGACGCCAAAGUCUGCUUUUCCUGCUGCAGUGAUGGGAACAUUGCCGUCUGGGACCUGCACAACCAGACCCUGGUCAGACAGUUCCAGGGCCACACGGAUGGGGCCAGCUGUAUAGACAUCUCCCACGAUGGCACGAAGCUGUGGACCGGGGGCCUGGACAACACUGUGCGCUCCUGGGACCUGCGGGAGGGCCGGCAGCUGCAACAGCAUGACUUCACUUCCCAGAUCUUCUCUCUGGGUUACUGCCCCACUGGGGAGUGGCUGGCAGUGGGCAUGGAGAGCAGCAACGUGGAGGUGCUACACCACACCAAGCCCGACAAGUACCAGCUGCAUCUGCAUGAGAGCUGCGUGCUCUCCCUCAAGUUUGCCUACUGUGGCAAGUGGUUUGUGAGCACUGGGAAAGAUAACCUUCUCAAUGCCUGGAGGACGCCUUAUGGAGCCAGCAUAUUCCAGUCUAAGGAAUCCUCGUCUGUCUUGAGCUGUGACAUUUCGGCGGAUGACAAAUAUAUUGUAACAGGCUCUGGUGACAAGAAAGCCACAGUUUAUGAGGUCAUCUACUAAACGAGGACUCUAACAGGGCUGUCGAACUCUGGGAGAAACCGACUCGGCUCUGACAGGGAGACCCCGGGUGAGGGGCCCCAGGAUGGCGGAGGAUGGGCCGCGGGGAGCCGAGCGUCCCGGGGCUGCGCUCCGGUGGUCUGAGAGGGUGCGUGCCUGUCAUGGGCUGGACUCCUGGGCAUGGAUUGAUGUGUCUCACAGACUCGGAUGGAUUUUUCUCCUCCUCCUCCCCCUAACAAUGCUGGCAGAUGCUACAAAUAGAUUUAUUUGGAGGCUAAUGGCUCUGGUUUCCCACAGACACCCUCAUGCAUCUCUUGUGUUUUCUUCCCCUUUCUUUUGACCUGUCCCCCUGCCUUGGGUCGGGGUCACUGGAGUGGACCACAUUGUUGUGCUGGGGGAGGGGGAUCUCUUUUUCCCAAUCGUGCAGUGCACAAGUUUUGUGAAAAAUGUAAAUAACAGACUCCUAUUAUGGACUGGUCAGUGGGGGAGGAGGCCCCUUCCCACCGGAAACUCACACGUGUAUCUCGCCUGCUGUAUUUGUAAUCCACUCGUGGUGGUGGUGGUGGCUUUUUUGUUUGUUUGUUUUUUUAAACAGACGAUCCCAUCUGGGCAGGGGAGGCAGAGAGGGGAGCAAAAUGAAGAGGGAGUGGAAAGGGGAGAAAAAUCUUGGGGUGGAGAAAGGAACUGUGGCUGGCCCAGACUGACCAUAAAGUGCCCGCUGGAGUGCGCAUGACUGUCUGUGGCUGUGGGGAUUGUCCAAAGCAUGUCUGCACUGCCAGACAGACAGACCGAAUGACUGAUGGGCAGUGCAGUGGUGGGCCAGCCGGGGCUGACAUCUCUCCAAGGUCUCUUGCAUCUCCCUCUCUCUCAGGCGUCUGUCUCGCUCUUUCUCUCUGUCUCUGUCCUCCUCAGCCUCAGUCUCUCUCUUUGGUGCACAGUCAGUUAUUGUGAUAAGUGGAAGUUGAAAGAAACUCCUUUUCCGGCUCUUAAUCUUCUGACACAGCCUAAAAAGGACAAAAAGUUAGAGGAACGCAUAGCAACUCAGCUCAGGGAGCUACCAGAGAAAAAUAGCAACUGAUGUGGGUGCUUUUUUUUUUUUUUUAAUUUGAAUAAAACGAAUUAGAAGUGAUGUCCUUUUAUAAAAUGCCUCUCCCCUUUCCUGCCUACAGCCCCUUUCUCUCCCUCUAAAUGGGGAAUGAUGUAUUAACCUACAGGGUUGUAAGUCUGAAAGUUUAUCUUCCCCUCACCCCCACCCCAGGCAGGGCACUAGGGGUUGGGGGGCUGGGGUGGGGGGACAUGGGUCCUGGCACACUAUGGUGAUUUCUUGCAGCUUCAGUCUCCCUUAUGGGCCCAAACAGGUUACAGGGAGAGUAUCGUCUCCUGCAGGUACCACGUCUUGGUACCAAAAUGUUCUGAGGUAUUAGGAUUUUGUUUGUUUCUUUUGGUCUUUUUUUCUUCUUUUAAAGAAAAGCUGAAGGCCGUGAGUCCUGGUGGUGGGCUCUCCAUGGAUGUAGCAUAUGGAAGAUAAUUUUUAUACUGCAUUUUUAUGGAUUAUUUUAUAAUGUGUGAUUCUGUCUGGUGAGAAGGAAGGAGGGGCUCCAGGAACGCUGCUCGUUGCCAAGCAGCUCCCCUGCUGGGACAUGGAGGCCGGCAUGGCCCCUGUACCUUUCUGAGGCUGGGGGCGUGGUUGUCUAGAGUCUUUCUCUGGGUCUCAUGUUCAUCUGCCUCCUCUUGUUAAGGCUCUAGCCAGAAGGGAGGGUGAGGGUAGAAGAAAGUUAUUCCUGAAGAAAAAAAGAAAAUGAAAAGUCAUUGUAAUGAUCUGUUUUUAUAUUUUUAAAAGUUACUAUUUAAAGGUUGGUUUGAUUGUUGCGUUUUAAUUGCCUCUCCCCUUGGUUUGUCAGUCCUUCCCAAGAAGAGCCGGGGACACUGUCACCUUCGAGAACCUGGACGAUUUCCCUUGUCACACGAGCCCCAUGUCCAUCUGCAUGCGCUCUUCUAGGCACGUCCCCUACUGCCCCACCCCCUAGGAAAUCUGAUGGUGUGGGACAGUUAAAGGGAUUGCUUUUCAUGGUCCCCGUCCAAGCACCAGGGAGUGGUGGGCUGAGAGCUGGGAUUUCCUCUGGACAGAUGGGCAGGA
Cynocephalus volans (Philippine flying lemur) is the source of this 5558-nucleotide messenger RNA. It is a transcript of the gene TLE3, whose product is annotated as TLE family member 3, transcriptional corepressor. The transcript has 20 exons. Gene Ontology annotation, biological process: regulation of DNA-templated transcription; negative regulation of canonical Wnt signaling pathway. Lineage: Eukaryota; Metazoa; Chordata; Mammalia; Dermoptera; Cynocephalidae. The coding region runs from base 1079 to 3424 and encodes 781 amino acids. The record is from RefSeq and is a predicted model, not a curated record. Gene Ontology annotation, cellular component: transcription regulator complex; nucleus. Gene Ontology annotation, molecular function: protein binding; transcription corepressor activity.